Molecule: messenger RNA, 2369 nt
Organism: Arabidopsis arenosa
Lineage: Eukaryota; Viridiplantae; Streptophyta; Magnoliopsida; Brassicales; Brassicaceae
Source: the annotation of a GenBank genome assembly
UUAUCGAUUCAUUGUUGUAACAGAGAGAAAAGAGAGAGAGAGAUCUUGUAACCGAGUAACAAACUUGUGACUUAGUGGAUUCCGGAGAGAUUCCUCCGGCGAGACGUAGGGUUCCGAUCUGGGACCUGAACUCGUAAAUUCGGCGUGUCUCUUUACUUUCUUGUAAACACACGAGUGACUUAUGGCGGAGAUCUCGGGGAACGGCCAUGGUGGCGAUGCUAGAGACGGAGCUGUGGUGGUGAAUCUCAAGGAAGAAGACGAACACCAACAACAGAAAGAAGCUAUUCAUAAUCCUAAACCCAUGAAGAAACAAGACUCUCUCCUCUCAAUCUCUGUCCCUUUCUUGCAAAAGUUGAUGGCGGAGGUUUUGGGAACGUACUUCUUGAUAUUUGCCGGUUGUGCAGCGGUGGCCGUGAACACACAACAUGACAAAGCCGUGACUCUUCCAGGGAUCGCCAUCGUUUGGGGACUUACCGUCAUGGUUCUUGUUUACUCUCUUGGUCAUAUCUCCGGUGCUCAUUUCAAUCCGGCCGUCACAAUCGCAUUCGCUUCGUGCGGUCGUUUCCCUCUUAAACAGGUUCCGGCUUAUGUGAUAUCACAAGUGAUCGGAUCGACGCUUGCCGCGGCGACUUUACGUCUCUUGUUCGGACUUGAUCAAGACGUUUGUAGUGGGAAACACGAUGUGUUCGUCGGAACAUUACCAUCUGGGUCGGAUUUGCAGUCGUUUGUGAUUGAGUUUAUCAUUACUUUCUACCUAAUGUUCGUCAUUUCUGGCGUUGCCACCGAUAAUAGAGCGAUCGGAGAACUUGCCGGACUAGCAGUAGGAUCAACGGUGCUACUUAACGUGAUAAUUGCCGGACCGGUAUCGGGAGCAUCGAUGAAUCCAGGACGAAGUUUAGGACCUGCAAUGGUUUAUAGUUGCUACAGAGGACUUUGGAUCUACAUAGUCUCUCCAAUUGUUGGUGCAGUUUCGGAACAAGAAAAAAAGGCUGUCGUUACGAUGGCAUCGAGUGAUAAGGUUCCGGUGGCGUGUCCGGCAAGCAGCGGAGAUGGAAAGGAGCCAAUGGGAGAUCCGACGAAGACCACUACGGCGAUGCUCGAUAAAGGAACGGCUAUGAUGCAAUCGAUGAAACCGAUCAGGCAAAUGAGCCUUCACGUGUGUUCAUUUGCUUGCUAUAGCCACGAUCCUGGCCGUCAGAUCGAAGUUCAUAUCUACGGCCAUCGUGUAAACCAGGACUUCCUCCAAUGUGCUGUCUACGAUUCCAAUUCCUCUAAGGCUCAUCUCAUAGGGAUCGAAUAUAUUGUGUCGGAAAAGUUAUUCGAGAGUCUCCCACCGGAGGAACAAAAGCUUUGGCACUCGCAUGAUUACGAGAUCCAAAUGGCUCUUCUAGUAACUCCAAGGGUCCCGGAGCUUGUUGCGAAGCCCGAGCUUAAAAAUCUUGCCAAAUCUUACGGAAAAUUUUGGUGUACAUGGCAGAUAGACCGAGGGGAUAGAUUGCCACUAGGUGUACCAUCACUAAUGGUGUCGCCACAAGACGUGAAUCUAGGGAGAAUCAAACCGGAGCUGGUGAAAAAGAGAGAUGAAGAACAUGGAAUCUCGACGGAAUCGUUGAAGCCGUCAAGAGAUGGGAUCUGUGGACCGGAGAAGAAGAAUCUGGUUGCUGAUUAUUGGGUUAGGUUUAGGAAAGGCUUUGCGCUUGAUGUCGUUGAGACAGAUAUGAAGAGAACAGCUCCCUUCCCCAUUGACCGAUCCAUGGAGGAGGUGAAGAAGGACGUAUACUCCGUGUGGGCAUUACCGGAUGAAGAAACAGAGCCGAGAUUCAGAAAGCUAAUGGAAGCUCUGAGAUCUGAAUUUACUGGCCCAAGAUUCGAUCCUCACGUCACCGUCGUCGGAGCCACUAAUCUGACGGCAGACGAAGCCAAGAAGAUGUUCGAAUCAGCUUGCCAUGAUCUUAAAGCUUACACCGCCACCGUCGAUCGCGUCUCCACCGGAACUUUCUUCUUUCAAUGCGUUUUCUUGCUUCUCCAAUCCACCCCUGAGGUAAUGAAAGUUGGUGAACACUGUAAGAACCAUUUCAACUGCUCUACCACCACACCUUACAUGCCGCAUUUGAGCCUGCUUUACGCUGAGUUAACAGAAGAAGAGAAGAAGAAAGCGCAGGAGAAAGCAUACACGCUCGAUAGCAGCCUCGAUGGCCUGAGUUUCCGGUUAAACCGACUCGCUCUAUGCAAAACUGAUACUGAAGACAAGACUCUAGAAUCAUGGGAGAGAGUGGCUGUUUGCAAUCUCAAUCCUUAAGAAAGCAACAUGUUUGGUUCUUGGUUCUGAGUCUGUAAUAAAGAGGUCUCAAUAAAUUUGGUUUAGAACU